UCGUAAAAAUGAUACCCUGAAUGUUGUCGAAGUUGCCACAUCUGUUUUCUCUCCUCUGUUUUACUGUUUCAGUUUGGAAGAACACAAUGGGACUGUGGUCAUUUUGGAGUGUUUCCCUUUUUGCUUUCGUAUUUCUGAACCCCUUGCACUCUAAGUUUGUGGCUCAAGCGGAAAUAACUUCUCUGAAAACAAACGACAGAUUUUAUCGCCUGGAGGUUAAUCAACUGGAAGCACUUGUAACCCGAGAAUCAACGGAGGUCAAAGUCGACAAUAGUACUAAAGUUUUGAGUGCUUUUCAAUCGAGAGAAGUCGGUGCUUUGGAGGCAUACAAUGGCAAGCAAGUGGAGAAAGAAACUCAGAGAGGACUUGAAAACGAGGCACUGAUCGGAAACAAAACGGCACCAAUCUGUCUCACCAGUCUCACAAUACCUGGUCAAAAGUGCGUUAACAUUUCCGAGGACUACCAAGGACGAAUUACAGCGAAUAUAGUGUUAGGAAAAUCAUUCCCUGACACGAGAAAAAGAGUAAAAAGGGGGUUAAGUACACCAUACACCGAUCAUGUGGAUAGGAAUAUUCAUGGAGAAGCGCAGUCCAGAGAGAGGUUUGUGGAGACGGUCCAAGGUGUUUCGAGCUCCCGACCCGAGUAUCGGCGCACUGGGGAGGAAGGCAGAGGGUCUAACCCGAGGCAAAGUGAGCCGAACCUAGACACGUCCACUUUUGCUCUAUCGGGGGACUCUGCGCACAACCAGGCGAUGGUGCAUUGGUCCGGACACAACAGCAGCGUGAUCCUGAUCUUGACUAAGCUGUAUGACUUCAACCUUGGGGCUGUUACUGAGAGCUCACUGUGGAGAUCCUCCGACUAUGGGAGCACAUAUAACAAACUCAACGACAAAGUGGGCUCAAGGACAGUUUUAAGUUACCUGUACGUCUGCCCUACCAACAAACAGAAGAUAAUGAUGCUUAGCGACCCAGAGGUAGAGAGCGCUGUUCUCAUCAGUUCAGAUGAAGGGGCAAGCUUUGACAAGUAUUCCAUUACCUUCAAUAUCCUGAGCCUGCUCUUCCACCCUGCGCAGGAGAACUGGAUACUGGCGUACAGUCAUGACGGCAAGCUGUACAGUUCAAUGGACUUCGGGAGGAAAUGGCAGCUUGUGCACGACAACGUGAUGCCAGGCCGAUUCUACUGGGCGGUAAUGGGGCUGGACCGAGAAUCAGAUGUGGUCCACAUCGAGACGCGCAUCGCAAAAGGCCGCGCCCAGUACGUGAAGUGCAGAGCCCAACGAUGCACAGAAGGCAACAAACUGUACCUCUUUCCUGGAUAUGUAGACACCAACUCUAUGGUUGUGCAGGAUGAAUAUGUUUUCACACAGGUGACCAAGUCAGGACGAGCCAGCUACUUUGUCUCCUACAUGAGAGAGUCCUUCAAGCGGAUGAAAUUACCAAAAUACUGUCUACCAAAGGACAUGCAUAUUAUCAGCACCGAUGAAAAGCAGGUCUUUGCUGCGGUUCAGGAGUGGAACCAGAACAACACAUACAGCCUUUACAUCUCAGACUCCCCAGGGGUCUACUUUACCCUUUCAUUAGAGAACCUGAGAACCAGCAGAGGACCCGCCGGUAACCUGCUGGUUGACUUUUAUAAGGUUGAGGGGAUAAAUGGGAUGUAUCUUGCCAACAAACUGCUGGACACUCAUGUCAAGACUUUCAUCACAUACAACAAGGGACAAACAUGGGCCCUGCUGCCAGCUCCUGCUGCUGAUGUGGCUGGAAAUAACCUUCAUUGCAUUCUGCCAUUUUGUUCGCUGCAUCUGCAUCUGGAAAUGUCGGAGAAUCCCUACACGUCUGGACCCAUCACCAGCAAAAAGUCUGUCCCGGGAAUCAUCGUGGCUACAGGGAACAUUGGAACAGAGCUGUCCUCCACUAACCUUGGGAUGUUUAUAACAUCUGAUGCAGGAAAUAGUUGGAGACAGAUUUUCGAUGAAGAGCACAACGUGUGGUUUCUUGACAAUGGAGGGGCUCUGCUGGCGGUCUUACAUUCUCCGACGCCUAUUCGACACUUAUGGAUCAGUCUAGACGAGGGAAAAAAAUGGGAUCGUCACAGUUUCUCCUUGGCACCUCUGUAUGUGGACGGAGUUUUAAUGGAGCCAGAAUCUGACAAUCACAUUAUCACUUUCUUUGGACACUUCAGUCAUCGCUCAGAGUGGCAGCUGAUCAAGAUCGACUACAAGGGCCUGUUUAGCAAGAGAUGCAUGGAUGGAGAUUAUCAAACAUGGCAACUACACAACAAGGGGGAGCCGUGUGUGAUGGGCGAGAAGCAGAUCUAUAUGAAGCGCAGGCCAGGCAACCGUUGCAUGCUGGCCCAGGACUAUUCGAGGAUCUAUUCCUCAGAGCCAUGCCUCUGCACAGCGUAUGAUUUCGAAUGUGACUAUGGCUGGGAGCGCCAGACGAACGGGAAGUGCUCCCCAGCUUUUUGGUUCAAUCCAAACGGUGUAGCUAAAAGCUGCAGCACCAGCCAACACUUUCUUAACAGCACAGGGUAUCGGAAGGUUUUGUCCAACAACUGUAAGGAGGCCGGGAGGAACGUGUACUCACCUAAGAGGCAGGUGUGUCGUCCCAGACCCCCCCGAGGCCUGCGGCUGUCCACCAGUCAUGGAGAGCUCAGUGCCACUGUUGGAAGCAACGUCACCUUCAUGCUCUACCUCGACGACGGGGACUCGCUGAAAACCAGCAUCCAGCUAGACUUCGGAGACGGCAUCAAGAUAAUAUACUCUAACUUGAGCAGGACGGAUGACGGCAUCAGCCACAUCUACCGAGCGACUGGGAUUUACCGAGUGACAGCUAUGGCUGAAAACAGCCAGGGAUCUGACAGCAGCAUACUGUUUUUACACAUCACCAGUCCAGUGGAGCGUGUAUAUCUCUCCGCUCCUAUCGUAGCCAUCAGGGGGAAGGAGGUUAAUCUGACUGCGGUGGUCUGGCCUAGUCACAUCAGAACAUUGACCUUCUUCUGGUGGUUUCACAACAGCUCCGAGCCCAUUAUAACCUUGGAGGGAAGCGUCUCAUACACGUUUCUGAAAGAGGGAAAUAACAAGGUCACGGUCCAAGUUGCUUCUGGGAGCACCAUACUGCAAGAUUCAAAAGUUUUAACUGUUAAAGAGUUCUUCAGGUCACUGUUGUUGUCGUUCUCACCGACUCUUGAUGAGCACAACCCUGACAUCCCAGAGUGGAGAGAGGACAUCGGACGCGUGGUGCGGACAGCUCUUUCACAGGUGUCUGGAGUUUCUGAGGAUCAGCUGCUGGUGUCAAUGUAUCCUGGACUCCCAUCUACAGCAGAGCUCUUCAUCCUGCCUGAUGAACAUACAUCAACGGAGAACAAGAAAGCGGGUGAAGAGGCUCUAGUUAGGAUAUCAGAUAUUUUUGUCACUGCCCUGAACCAAGGCCUGAUCCAGUUUGAGCUGAAAGCAGAUAUUCGCAUAGUUGUGUACAUGACUCAACAAACGUUGGCUCCUCUUGUGGAUUCAAACUCCAUCCACAGUGGGUCGGCCAUGCUGAUGCUGCUCACUGUGGUGUUGGUUGGUUUAGGGGCGUUUUUCAUCUACAAGUUUAAAAGGAAAAUUCCCUGGAUCCAUGUUCAGACUGAGGACAGUCGGGAGAAAGACCCAGAGGUGAUCAGUACUGUCGGGCAAAACGACAACAUGUCCAAGGUCAAGCUCAGCGAGUUUCCCUCUCCGAAAGAACUCAUGGAAAAGGAGCUGGAGGCCAGGAGCAGUGGGGGAAUUGGAAGAAAUAUGGAGAGAAUUGUCACAAGGGAAUUUCCAAAUUGUACUAAUGUCUAAGACACUGUUACCGAGUGAGUACAGAUUGUUGUGUUACAAUUGUUCUGAAAUUGUUUGCUUUGUUAGCAUUGAUUUUAGUUCAGUUUUUUACAAUUCAUCUCACGCUUAUAGCUGCUAUCAUUUAGUCAUGUUUUUCACUCACGUGGAUAGAGUAGGUAUCUAUAAUACUUGAUGAAGAUCAAUCCACCGAGUUAGACUCAAGGGCCUCUAGUUUGAGAGCGGUGAAUUAAAGAAAUUGGCUUAUAAUGUUAGAGAGCAAAAAAUGUCCAAUUAGCAUCCAGAGCGACUAGCUUUAUGUCAAACAGAGGAUGUAUUGCUAAUAAGAGUACUUUAUGAAUAAUCAGCUGCAAAUAUGUAUGAAUUCUUCACUGCUUGUGGCAAAUCAUCAUUUUUCUUAAUUAUGUGAAACAAAGGAUAGGAAAACGGAACCAAAAAGCUAUUAAGUAAACAAUCAAAUGAGAAAAGUACAAUUAAUUUAAUGGGUCAGUACAAGAGAAAGGAUGUAUUGGCUUUACUGUGUAAAAGUCUGAUAGUUAUGUUGAGUUAUGUUGAAUUCAGCAUUUAAUGACAGGAGAUGAUAAUGUCCUACUAAAAGGACAUUAAGCCCCUCGAGGAACAUUAUAAUACAGGGAUAAAAAUUAUACAAAAUGUUAAUGUUAUAAAAGUGUUUCCCUCUACAACACAAAAUGAACCAACCAGCUAUAAAAUUUGUCAAGUGUUACAUUUGUAUUUUGUUUCCAUAAUUUGAUCAUUUUCUUUAUAUCCCUAAUAGAGGUACAACCCACAAAAACAAAAGUCGUCUGUUAUGGCAGAACACAUCUUCUUUGCCUUCAUACAAUAAAUACAACAUUUAAUUCAUUAUUUUCUAAUGUUUAAUAAACAAUUCAACUUUAAGCUCCGGAUAAACAUGAGCAUUUCCCGCUCUUUUACUAGAGGUCUUUGAGUUGUAAAUAUACACUUAUGAAUAUUUAUAUACAAAUGUCAAAAUCUGACUGUUGUGAAUGGUUUUAAGAAAUAAAUACGUAGAAGGCUCUGUAAGGUAACACGGUGCUUUCAAUGACUGUCUCAGAAGAUCGCUGAAAAAGGACAGUCUGGCCUUAGAGGGGGAAAUAAUGUAAACUUGUACAUAGAAGAAGAAGGAAUGUAAAGAGUACCGUCAUCCUACUUUCGCCUCUCUGAACAGGCAGUGUUUCUAAGACCGUCAGUCUGACAACAAGCUGUUUGUCCUCUCUUUUUUUAUUUCUUUUUUACAGUAGCAUGCCCUAAUUAUCUGUGAUAAAAGAUAAAAGUAAUACAUUAGGGUGAGCGAGUACUGUGUAUAUACCAUGGUUGGUUUUAAAGUUUACACAUUAAACAAAUUAUUAAACACCUUGUCUAAUAGUCUAGUUGUGCAAUUGCCAAA
Messenger RNA from Eleginops maclovinus (Patagonian blennie), 5229 nucleotides. RefSeq names its product sortilin related VPS10 domain containing receptor 3b (gene sorcs3b). Gene Ontology annotation, molecular function: protein binding. The record is from RefSeq and is a predicted model, not a curated record. Bases 21 to 3827 code for a protein of 1268 amino acids. The transcript is spliced from 27 exons. Gene Ontology annotation, cellular component: membrane. Lineage: Eukaryota; Metazoa; Chordata; Actinopteri; Perciformes; Eleginopidae.